Messenger RNA from Thyridium curvatum, 765 nucleotides. RefSeq lists its product as uncharacterized. The transcript has 3 exons. The coding region runs from base 1 to 765 and encodes 254 amino acids. NCBI's taxonomy places the organism in Eukaryota, Fungi, Ascomycota, Sordariomycetes, Thyridiales, Thyridiaceae. The record is from RefSeq and is a predicted model, not a curated record.
AUGGCUUCAAAUCAGGGUGCCAAGUUCACACUCCAUUGGCUUGAACGCUCUCGGGCGCAACGCAUUAUGUGGAUCAUGGAAGAACUGAAUCUUUCAUAUGAGAUCAAGACGUACAAGCGAAGUGCUACGGGCACUGCGCCGCCUGAACUCAAACGCGUACAUCCCUUGGGCAAAUCACCGCUCUUGGAAGUGCACCCGCCCAGCGCACAGGCGAUCACCCUCGCAGAGUCAGGACCCAUCAUGGAGUACCUACUGGAUCACUAUGGCGACGAGAAGCUUACCCCGAGGAAAUUCGUAACUGGCAAAGAAAAUCAAGUUGGAGGGGAGACCGAAUCUUGGCUGCGGUAUCGAUAUUUCAUGCACUACGCCGAAGGCAGCUUGAUGUCGCCCAUCCAGGUGCAGCUGAUCAUGAAUGCUCUCAAAGGACCGGCCGUUCCCUUCUAUGUCAGGCCCAUCACCGGACUAGUUGCCACUAAACUCGGCACUGAGUUUCUGGAUGAAGAGAUCAAGACGCACUUCGACUUUCUCGAGCAGCAACUGGGCUCAGCACCUGAUGGUGGCCCUUUUCUCUGCGGAUCUGAUCUGACUGCUGCAGAUAUUCAGAUGAGCAUCCCGAUCAUUAUUGCAUUCACUCAGCAGAUUAUCGACAAGAGUCAAUAUCCAGCCCUCGACAAAUAUGCACAACGAUUACAGACCUCGACUGGAUACCAAAAGGCGGUGCAAAGAAUUGAAGACAUUCAAGGAACGAAAUUUGUUCCGAUAUAG